Lolium perenne is the source of this 1742-nucleotide messenger RNA. Its product is annotated as F-box/LRR-repeat protein At4g29420. Lineage: Eukaryota; Viridiplantae; Streptophyta; Magnoliopsida; Poales; Poaceae. The record is from RefSeq and is a predicted model, not a curated record.
GAGCCAGCACGACGGAAGCUACCUCAGAGGUUCAGACAUGUCAGAGGCCGGCGAUCCCCUCGACCCCCUCCCGGCGGCGAUCCUCGCCGACGUCCUCGGCCGCGUCGCCGACACCGGGGACCUCGCGGCUUGCCGCCUCGCCUCGCGCGCGCUCCUCGCCGCCUCCUACCACUGCCCGCGGGUGAGCCUCAGCGCGGCCGCCCGCGCACGCCGCCGCCGCCGCGAGGGCGUGGUUGGGGACGGGGGAGCCGCCUUCCGCUCGGCCGCCGCGAACUUCGCCGCGCUCAUCGGGCCGUACCUUCGCUCCCUCGCGCUCGACGCGUCCGAGGGGCAUGGUUUCCCCGACGACGCGAUGUGGGUGGAGGAAGGGGAGUUCGACGAGGGCGACGACCUGCACCUCACCACCGGGGAGUCCGUGGCGUCGUGGGCGGCAACUGCCGCUGGUCCCGCCCUCCGGGAGGUGGACAUCGCCGACUUCUGGCCGCAGUCGUGCUGGCGGAAGGCGGAGGCGCUUCCCGUCAUCUCCCGCCUAUGUCAUAAUCUCGUUAAACUGAAGCUGAAAAAUGCAUGGCUAUCUGUUGCUCGGCUCAAGAUAAUGCCAACUCUGACUCAUCUGGCACUUGAGUUCAUUAGAUUAGAUGACGAGGACCUCAGCGCACUGAAUAGAUGUUUCCCUUGCCUUGAGACUCUCAACCUUAUUGGAGUCGGAGGGCUUAAGGACCCGAAAAUUGACCUUCCCCAACUGAAGACUUGCUGCUGGGAGGUAUCAAAUAUUCCGCGGUCUCUAGCUAUCCACGCGCCUAAAUUGGUUUAUCUCGAUUUAAAGUGUGUUCACCCGGAAAUCCUCAUCUUAGACAUUCCAUCAGUGUCUACUUUGAAACUCACCAUUCAUAAGCUUGGCCCAACUGUCCAAGCUGAUGGCCUUGUGAGUUUGACAAAUCUUCGGAUCGAGUCGCUUGAUCUAGAUUCCCUCCUGCAGCUGUUUACAAUGUUCGUAAACAAUAGAGAAAUCACGACACUAGAACUUGAGCUACCUUCUUCUAAAAACGGCUUUGCACUAUACGAAGCGGUGAAUCCAGAGCUGUUCUCAAGAACCACUGAAGUCAAGUUGUCGCCAAGGUUUUCAUAUGAACUGAUGAGGCACAUCGUGUUCUCGAUGACCGCUUAUGACUGCAGAAGCUGUUUGAAGAAACUUCUUGUCCAUAUGCCUCCAUCGAUCCUUACUGCUUGUCCAUUUGUACCCUUGCUUAACAACUGUGCACCAUCGUGCGAGGUGACUGUUCUUUUCCAUGCCGAUUCCAGCUGUAAUGCUCGUCAAGCUGCAGCAUCAGUUUGGCCACUGGGGUUUCCAGAUAUCACAUGGCAAUGCGGUACUUGGCAGUAAGUAAUCCUGCAUAGAUGCUUCGUUUGAACAAUAUCAAGAAUCACAGAACUAGCAUCUUGGGAGAUCCGUUGUGAAUUUGAACUUGAAUUGGAACACUUGUUAACGCAGCAGCGUCUGAAUAGUGUUUUCAGCUGGUUGGUUUUGCCAUGGCAAAUUUUUAAUGGCCUGGUGUAUGCUUUUGUGUAGGGCAUGUAAGCAUGUUUUGCCGUAGUAUUGUGCGCAUAUGUUCCAAGAAAAGGAACUAGUCUACAUGUCUGCCUUACGAGAUUAUGUACUUGUCUGUUGUAUAUUACCUAUUGUACUCUAUAAUUUUCUGCGUGCUAGCAUUUGGAACAGAAAUAAAAUGAUCCGUCAGGCA